Molecule: messenger RNA, 2013 nt
Organism: Gastrolobium bilobum
Lineage: Eukaryota; Viridiplantae; Streptophyta; Magnoliopsida; Fabales; Fabaceae
Exons: 10
Coding region: 147-1868 (573 amino acids)
Cellular component (GO): membrane
Source: RefSeq, a predicted model, not a curated record
GCGUCAAUCAUGAUCAUCAGUACAGUACCCCAUGUGACUCUCUGCCCUUUCUCAUUUCUCUGUGUUCCCACAAAUCUCCAAAGUUCCGUUCUUUAGUUAGAUGUAAUCAACCUUUAAGGGUUAGCUGAUUCUGACAGUCACUAUGAAUGUUGUGUCUGUGUCUCGGCGGUGUUGAUUUGUUGUUUUCAAUACUGGAAUCCAAAAUGGCGGGGGUGGGGUGGGGUGGAGUGGCCUCCUUUUGCAGUCACCAGUUGAACUCUAUUUCAGCUUUAUCUCCUACUGGGUCGAUCCGGCAUCCCAUAAAGCUUAUCCUAGGAGAAGGAGAAGAGAAUUUGGGUCCAUGGAAGAAUGAAGUCACAAAAGUGGCUCCAGCACCAGGCCCUGGAAAUGAGGAUACUCUUAUUUUGGCGGCAAACAGGACCAAAAGGGCUGACAUUCUACGAGGAUUUCGACGUUAUCGAGGUGGUUGGGAUAUUGCAAAUCAGCAUUAUUGGGCCUCAGUUGGAUUCAGUGGUGCAGCUGGUUUCAUUCUUGCCGCCCUAUGGUUUAUCUCAUUUGGCUUGGCGCUUGUGAUUCAUCUAUGCUGUGGAUGGGGAAUUAACAUCAAGGAUAAGGGAUCAAAUCAUUCACAAAGGAUUUGUCUUAUCCUUCUUAUAUUAUUCACCUUUGCUGCAGCGACUGGAUGUAUCCUCCUUUCUGUUGGGCAGGAUAAGUUCCAUGCUGAGGCGUUGGAUACCCUCCAUUAUUUUGUCAAUCAGUCAGAUUUUACUGUGCAGACUCUAAGAAAUGUCACAGAGUAUCUCUCCCUUGCAAAAACUAUCAAUGUCACUCAGAUGCUUCUUCCAUCCGAUGUCAUGGAUGAUAUUGACAAGUUGAAUGUGGAUCUAAAUAAUGCAGCGGAUACACUUUCCGAGAAGACAAAUGAAAAUUCGGUUAAAAUUAGAAGAGUAUUCAAUGAUGUGCGUCUUGCUUUGUUUGUUGUGGCGGCAGUGAUGCUUCUCCUGGCUCUAAUUGGACUACUCCUGUCUGUCCUUGGAUAUCAACAUGCGAUCCUCAUAUUUGUUAUCACUGGAUGGUUACUGGUUGCAACCACAUUCAUUCUUUGUGGAGUGUUCAUGAUCCUUAAUAAUGCAAUUUCUGAUACCUGUAUGGCUAUGGGAGAAUGGGUAGCAAAUCCACGAACAGAAUCUGCUCUUAGUGAUGUCCUUCCAUGUGUUGAUCAGAGAACAACAAACAAAACACUUUUUCAAAGCAAACAAGUGGUCACCAAUAUUGCAAGUGUUGUUAAUCGGUUCAUCUAUAACAGUGCAAACACAAAUGCAACACAAGGUAGUCUGGGUUACUACAAUCAGUCUGGGCCUGCAAUGCCUCCUUUAUGCUAUCCCUUUGACUCUCAGUUUCAAGAGCGCCAGUGUACAGCUCAAGAAGUCUCUUCUGCCAAUGCUUCCAUGGUUUGGAAGAACUAUGAAUGUGAGUUAUCUGAAUCUGGUAUUUGCACCACAGUUGGCAGGGUAACUCCAGAGAUUUACUUGCAGUUAGUAGCUGCGGUUAACGAAAGCUAUGCAUUAGAACAUUAUACUCCACUUUUACUUAGCCUUCAGAAUUGCAAUUUUGUCAGGGAUGCGUUCACGGGAAUCACUUCAAGUUACUGUCCUCCAUUAAACCAUUACCUUAAGAUUAUCAAUGUAGGAUUGGGCCUCAUCUCAGUUGGUGUUUUGCUCUGCCUUGUUCUUUGGAUACUCUAUGCAAACCGCCCCCAAAGGGGAGAGGUGUUUGUGAAGCUAUCCUUAUCAGAAAAAAUAAAGAACAGGUUUAACAAGAACAACAGUACAAAUUUAUCAUUGUCAAAUGCAGAUAGUGAAGUGUAGUAUGUACAAUAGAAAGUCGAUAUAAAGUAGACUAUUAUACUGUACCCCAUAUUACGGGAAGAAACAAAGUGGGAGCGAAACUGCUGCUUCUGUUCGAAGAGGAUAGCCAAAGCUAGUGUACUAUACAUUUUGUCCAUAUAAAUAA